CAUUGAAUGCCUUAGUUACUCCUCCAACGACGACGAUAUCAACGUCGUCCCCACUCCUUUGCCACCUUAAUUAGAUCAACCUAUUCCUUCUAACGUAGGUCGAUUGGAAGCUUUGAUUUGGAAAUGGACCCGUCGGAGCUGAAGCGGGUGUUCCAGAUGUUUGACCGGAACGGGGACGGCAGCAUCACGAAGAAGGAGCUGCAGGACUCGCUCAAGAACCUGGGCAUCCACAUCGCAGAGGAGGAGCUGGCAGCGAUGAUCGAGAAAAUCGACGUGAAUGGGGAUGGGUGCGUGGACAUGGAGGAGUUCGGGAUACUGUACCAGUCAAUUAUGGACGAGAGGGACGAGGAUCCGGAGGAGGACAUGCGGGAAGCGUUCAAUGUGUUUGAUCAGAACGGGGAUGGAUUCAUCACGGUGGAGGAGCUGAGGUCGGUGCUCAGCUCCCUCGGCCUUAAGCAGGGACGAACCGUCGAGGACUGCAAGAAGAUGAUAAGCAAGGUCGACGUCGACGGUGACGGCAAGGUCAACUUCAAUGAGUUUAAGCAAAUGAUGAAGGGCGGUGGCUUUGCGGCCUUGAGUAAUUAA
Messenger RNA from Zingiber officinale, 585 nucleotides. RefSeq names its product calmodulin-like protein 3. The transcript has a single exon. The record is from RefSeq and is a predicted model, not a curated record. Gene Ontology annotation, molecular function: calcium ion binding. Bases 124 to 585 code for a protein of 153 amino acids. Lineage: Eukaryota; Viridiplantae; Streptophyta; Magnoliopsida; Zingiberales; Zingiberaceae.